AUGGUUUCAAUAAACUCAUUGAGGCAAGGCGUAGUUGUUAUUUAUCUCAGGUGUUUAGCAUCAUUGAAGGAUAAAAGAAUUAGCAUUGAAAAAGAUAAAUCCAUGAAGGAAGGAAAUACCGAUG
Messenger RNA from Racocetra persica, 124 nucleotides. Lineage: Eukaryota; Fungi; Glomeromycota; Glomeromycetes; Diversisporales; Gigasporaceae. The record is from the annotation of a GenBank genome assembly.